This is a messenger RNA of Achroia grisella, 2083 nucleotides long. Its product is annotated as beta-3 adrenergic receptor-like. The record is from RefSeq and is a predicted model, not a curated record. The transcript is spliced from 4 exons. Gene Ontology annotation, cellular component: membrane. Gene Ontology annotation, biological process: G protein-coupled receptor signaling pathway. Lineage: Eukaryota; Metazoa; Arthropoda; Insecta; Lepidoptera; Pyralidae. The coding region runs from base 229 to 1689 and encodes 486 amino acids. Gene Ontology annotation, molecular function: G protein-coupled receptor activity.
UGUGACUUAGAUUAUGGACUUGUGAGUUAUUCUUUCUCAGUGAGUUUUUUCAUGCUUGCGGUGACAAAUCGGAUUAAAUUCUUACAGAUCGCAACCAGAGAUGAGAUGGAGCGCAGCGUCAGCGGUGAGGUGACGAAACGGUCCAAGAUGGCGGACCACACUUUCGACGCGAUACCAUGGGGCGGCUAACUCCGUGAACUGUGACCGAGACAGAUAUACAGAUAUCGUAUGGAGAUGAACGGGACGGAAGCGCGGGGCGAAGAGCAGGCGGUGGCGCUCGCGUUGAGCGUGGCCGUCACCGUCAUCUCCGCCAUUGGAUUACUCCUCAACGCCUACAUAUUGUUUGUCAUCGUUAUAACUAAACAGCCGGCAUCCGCAUCGUCAGUAUUGUUGGUACACCUGGGCGCAGUGGGUGCGCUGGCCAGCGGCGCCGCUUUAUGUGCUGGUGGAGGUGGAGGAGCAUGUGCUUGUGGAGCGUUGCUUCAUGCUCUACACCCGCUACAACUGUGGACCGUAUGUGGUCUGCACGCAGACCGCGCCGCCGCCAUUGCUGCACCAUUGCAUUAUGCUGCCAUUGUAUCUGCGCGAAAGGUGAUGAUAUGUGUGGCAAGCGGCUGGGUUGCGACAGCAGCACUACUAGCUCCCCUGGCAGCUUCCAAGCCUCCACUAGCAUAUAGCAGUGGCCUUGGCAGUUGUGCUCCAGACUGUAGUGCUGGACCAGCGGCGCUAGGAUUUUGUUUACUUUACGCCCUAUUAACUUUACUGCUACCAGUUGUACUAGUUCUCCUUUGCAGUUUGAAAAUCCUUCGCAUAGCUCGAUAUCAUCGGCAUAGAAUUGCUGCGGCUAUAUAUGAAGUGACUUUGUCCGCUCAAGUCACAGUGACUCAUCAACGUAAUCCUUUUUCUCCUCCACCUCCGCAUCGCCACCGAGCCUUGUCAGCAAUACUCCAACCAUUGGGUUCUUUGGCUAUUCUAUAUUUCCCAUAUUACUGUGUUUUAAUAUGGCCUGCUAUCUCUAUACCACCACAACCAGUAGCAGCAUUGUCGGCGGCUUUAUUAGCUGCUGCUCCACCUGUAAACGGUAUCUUAUAUGGUAUUAGAAGUCGUGCGCUUCGUGAUUCUCUUCGUAAUUAUAAACGAAAACGAAUGACUAAAAGUGAGGUUACUCAAGAGAUUCAAGCACGAACUCCAAGUGCUUGUGGAUCACGAAGACCAUCUUUGUCAGCUGGAUCAGGUUGUAUACGACCGCCGACCACAAGAAGAUUAUCUGAUGCAGCAGUUAUGGGUUCCAGGGGAUCAGAACGGCCAGCGCCAAGAGCUGCCUCUUGUAAUAUGCUUCAGGACUCCCAGGAAGAGGAAGUGCCUCGACCUCGUACAUCUGCCAUUCCACUUAUUCGUGCUCCGCCACACGUAGUUCUAGGUAGAGCGCUUGGGUUAGAAGAAACAGGACCUCGGGGUCGUCGACGGCAGUCACCUCGGAUUACGGUGACAAGGGCUAUGUCUGAUGAGAGUGAAUCGCCAACACGUCGCCCACUUUGUCGACAACAAUCGAGAUCCAGUGGUGCUUUGCUGGGUGGUUUAUCAUACUCACCAGCUUUAUCAGAGAAUGUGAACGUCGACAGCGCGGACGAGCAACUUCUCCUCUCGUGGCCACAACACCAAACCCACGUGAGACAUAACGCUUUAUAAAACGGGUAUUUUUAUGAUAGUCUUGCUGAUAGAUGUGCGUUUAAAGACAAUAAAUAAGUGUGCGGUUCGAAGUCGAGUCAGCUUCGGUGUUUUCAGAUGUUAUUUUUUAUCGCUUUGUACAGACCCGUUUCUACUCGACCUUCCUGACCAAACAGUGACCAAUUCGUAAUGUUUCCUAUACUAUUUACUACUGUAUUAGACGUAAUUAUUUCUCCUACAGGGUUCCUCCAUAUCGUUAGCUUUACCUACUGAAGUAUUACUUUAGUCUGUAUCUCUGUAAAAAUAAUAUCACUGAAAUAUUCCAUAGGUAUAUUAGAAACAAUUCUAUUACUGAUAUUGUUGGACUUUUUAGUAAUGAUUUGUAAUAUUAGAAUGUUUUACAAAUAAAAUGUCA